Penicillium cataractarum is the source of this 942-nucleotide messenger RNA. Its product is annotated as putative glycerol dehydrogenase. Bases 1 to 942 code for a protein of 313 amino acids. Gene Ontology annotation, molecular function: aldose reductase (NADPH) activity. NCBI's taxonomy places the organism in Eukaryota, Fungi, Ascomycota, Eurotiomycetes, Eurotiales, Aspergillaceae. Gene Ontology annotation, cellular component: cytosol. The record is from RefSeq and is a predicted model, not a curated record. The transcript is spliced from 3 exons.
AUGGCUGCAGCUGACGUCCGUUUCAAGUUGAACACCGGUGCUGAGAUCCCUGCUCUGGGCCUGGGUACCUGGCAGUCUGCGCCUGGCGAGGUUGCUCGCGCCGUGAGCCACGCCAUUAAGUCGGGCUACCGCCACAUUGACGGUGCUCUGUGCUAUGGCAAUGAGCACGAGGUCGGCCAGGGUAUCAAGGAGGCCAUUGACGCUGGCAUUGUCAAGCGCGAGGAUCUGUUCGUCACUACCAAGCUGUGGUGCUCGUACCACGCCCGCGUCGAGGAGGGUCUCGAGGCUUCCCUGAAGAACUUGGGUCUGGACUACGUUGAUCUGUACUUGAUGCACUGGCCUCUGGCUAUGAACCCCAACGGAAACCACCCUAUCUUCCCCAAGCUGGCAGACGGCUCGCGGGACAUUGUCCACGAGCACAGCCACGUCACCACCUGGAAGAGCAUGGAGAAGCUCGUCGGAAACGGCAAGGUCCGCGCCAUCGGUGUCUCCAACCACAGUGUCCAGUACCUGGAGGAACUCCUGGCCCAGGCCACCGUCGUCCCCGCCGUUAACCAGAUCGAGAACCACCCCUCGCUGCCCCAGCAGGAGAUUGUCGAUUUCUGCAACCAGAAGGGUAUCCACAUUACCGCCUAUAGUCCCCUGGGUAGCACCGGUAGCCCUCUGUUCACGGCCAAGCCUAUCGUCGAGGUUGCCGAGAAGCGUGGUGUCUCUCCGGCUACCGUUUUGCUUAGCUGGCACAUUGCCCGUGGUUCCUCCGUCCUGGCCAAGUCCGUCACACCUGCCCGUAUCGAGGCCAACCGCAAGGACUUGAUCCAUUUGGACGCCGAGGACAUUGCUACUAUCAAGAAGUACUCCGACGAGCUGGCUGCUACCAAGUCCUUCCAGCGCUUCGUCUUCCCUCCCUUCGGCAAGAACUUUGGUUUCCCCGAUAAGAUGUGA